AUGGAAGUUAAUAGCGGAUCAUCGACAUCCUUCUGGUUCGAUAAGUGGUCGCAGUUGGGAGUCUUGAUAAAUCUUACUGGAGAAAGAGGCUGUAUCAGACUUGGGAUUCCGAUCAACGCUACGGUGGAGAGAGUUGUGCACACCUAUCGCAGGCGUAGGCACAGAAGCUCUGUCUUAAUGCAAAUAGAGCAGGAGAUUCUGUCUCUUCAAGAGCAUGGUCUUGGACAGCAAGAUGAUAUAUGUCUCUGGAUGAGGGAGAAUGGAGAAUUCAGACCAGGUUUCAUGACUUCUCAAACAUGGAAUCUAACUAGAACACACGCUCCCCGCGUCCCAUGGUUCAAUGGGAUCUGGUUAAAGGAAGCUACUCCCAAGUGGUUGCGGUUCACAACAGCUACUGAAACGAGAGAUCACUUGUUCUUUGAGUGUGUAUUCUCUGAAGAAAUUUGGAGAGGUACGAUAAGUGGCCUGGCUGGGCAAGGAAUUACGGCAAACGUUGGUGCAAAGAUUGGUGACAGGUCUACAAGACCAAACAUUAACCUUCCUAUUCCGUUAUUGUUUCCAAGCGGUUGUCUAUGCCAUUUGGCAUGA
This is a messenger RNA of Brassica oleracea var. oleracea, 588 nucleotides long. RefSeq lists its product as uncharacterized. The record is from RefSeq and is a predicted model, not a curated record. The coding region runs from base 1 to 588 and encodes 195 amino acids. The transcript has 2 exons. Lineage: Eukaryota; Viridiplantae; Streptophyta; Magnoliopsida; Brassicales; Brassicaceae.